Xyrauchen texanus (razorback sucker) is the source of this 4670-nucleotide messenger RNA. Its product is annotated as dynein axonemal heavy chain 1-like. Gene Ontology annotation, biological process: microtubule-based movement. Bases 1 to 3318 code for a protein of 1105 amino acids. The transcript has 19 exons. Gene Ontology annotation, molecular function: dynein intermediate chain binding; minus-end-directed microtubule motor activity; dynein light intermediate chain binding. The record is from RefSeq and is a predicted model, not a curated record. Gene Ontology annotation, cellular component: dynein complex. NCBI's taxonomy places the organism in Eukaryota, Metazoa, Chordata, Actinopteri, Cypriniformes, Catostomidae.
AUGUGUCACUGUGAAGAAGAGAAAUGUCCAUAUUUAACCCAUGAAAGUUGUGCGUACUACAUUCUCCUUUUCUUUGACUUCUCUUCAGACUCUGAAAAACACAUGAUGGACAAAAAACAGACAAAAGAUAAAAAUCCUCCUUAUGGAAACAAUUCCAGUGAGAGUAAAAGAGGCAUUUACUCCGAUCUCCUCAUAACAUCAGGACAAACAACACAACAGUGUUACUCAGACGGUCCAGUGACAGAUCAGAGUUUACUGGCCUGGGCAAUCUAUGAGUACCAGUCCCGAAAAGGGGCUUUAUUUAAAUCCCCCCCUGACCUGCAUUGUGUCAAGGAGAAGCUCUGGCACGGAGCAUCCCAGAACGAUUUCUCCAGUGGAAGUUUCGCUCCAAAAGUUCAGCUACCUUUUGUUUGUCCUUCAGGACAAGCACCCCGUAAACUUGAGAUUGAGAGACGUAGGAGGGAGUAUCAGAAGUUAGAUAUCACCACGCUUCUGUCUGAGCGAGGCAUCGACUCCAACAUGCUGAUGCCCAGACACCAGACCAAAAGUGACGAGACCGACCCAGAAACCCUGCCGGGAAACGAGCUGCCUCUGGAGAUAUUUGACAAUGAGGAGUUUGACUGCCGGAGCCCAGAGGAAUGGCUGGCUUUAGGCUACGAACAAGACAGCAGCGACCGUAAACCUGUGCCUGCCAAAGCCCUACUACCGACAACUGACAGCAUCCCCCCUGUGGACCCAAAGGAGCCGACGCUGGUGUAUGCCUGGCAGUCUGUUGGGGUUCUGGAAUAUACCCUGGAGAAGAAGCAGUACCUGGUGCAGAAAGUAGACAGUAAUGGACAGGUUCGAGAUUCCGAAGGGAAACCCAUUUUGAAUGGAGGACAGAGAACAGGAGAGGUUUUGCAGGAAGGGCAGUACUGGGUACCCAGGAUCAGGGUGCUUUUCUGUGCCGAAGACCCACACGUCUUUGCCCAGAGAGUCCAGUUUGCCCAGAGCUCGAGACGGAACACAGAGGCUUCGAUCCUGUACCACCUUUCUGUUGACUGUAUGCCAGUCUGGAGUGGCACCCCUACCCUCGACCCCAGCAGUCUAGAGCGCAUGAAAACAUAUGCAAUCACCACACCGGGCCUCCAUCUUACACGUCUGCAGGGGUGUGUGGAACAGCUGGACAAAGAGAUUCAUUUGGAGUACAGUCGUACCAUGAACCAGACAGUCUUUGAUAAGGUGGUACAGGAUAGUCCAGAAGAGUUCCCCUUCAUCACAAUCCUUAAAAAAGAUCCUGAGAGACGUCCUGAGAGAGGCUUUGAGUCAAUCCCUAAAUCCCCUUUUGAGGAGAACCGGACAUCGUUUGCCUUUAAUUCUCUUCUCACCAAACCUGAGGUAAUCGCUGUGCUGUCUGUAGUGAGAGAGGAGUGCAGUCGGUUGGCAGAAAUGAGUCUGUUCCACGUCACCUUCACACACCCUCUUCAGCUGCAGGAGUUUGUGUCGGCACAGUCCCAGAAACAUGUGCUGGUCCAGUCGUUUCUACAAAAAACAUGGUUUAGGACUCUAUGUGAUGGUAUUUUGUCUAGCCUGCGUGACGUGAAUUGCGGCUGGUAUGAUCUCUCUGUGUCAUGCUGGGAUGUUUACCGGAUGUCCAAGUUGUGCCGUCUGAUGGCGCUGGUGCGGUGCAUUCAGCAGGACUCGCUCAGGUUCCUGGUGCAGGACUCUCUAAACAGCCUAAACAGAUUAUUGUUUGAUGCUUGCCACAGUACCAUGCACUGCCCGCAAGAUCUGAUCUGGGGCUCUGACCUCAUCAACAGCCCAUACAAGCCAAAGACGAACCCUGUCUUCUCACUGGAUCUGGUGCUGGACCAGACCGGAGUUCAUUACAGUACUCCUCUGGAGAGCUUUGAGACGUCUGUUAUCAACCUGUUUGAUAAAGGGAUCCUGUCCACAAAUAAUGUGCCUCUGCUAGACAAGUUCAUAAUGAAGAAGUUGUUCAUUGUUGAAGAUGUGUUGUGUUCAGUGGGCUUGUGGGAGCCUGAAGUCAGCGAUCUGAGAGAACGCAUCAGACUGGCCCUGAGACAGGCCAUCAUCCCCCUCACAGCAUACGCACGCCAGUAUGAACGCCACCUGCAGCUCCACAACUCCGACAUCGACGAUUUCCUCGAGGUUCACAGUCAAGAGACGCAGAGUCCACACACUAUGAAGCAGGAAGUUCUGGAACACCUGAAGGAGAUGGAUCUUCUGGCUCAGUCCAUUCCGUCCUCCAUCAUCAUCGGACCCUUCGUGGUCAGCAUUGAGGUGGUUCGGCAAACUUUGUUAAAGAAGCGGAAAGCACUUGCGAAUGCCGUUCUGGAGCGACUCGUUCUGUGGUUACGUCAGCGAAUGCAGGAUGCCUGUAAGGAGUGUAAAGCCAUCAGUAAACAGCUGUUUGAGAAGCCCAGCAGCAUCGAGGAGCUCUCCGAGCAGAGAGAAUGGAUGGAAGGAAUCCCUGAGCAGCUCAAAGUGCAUGAGGAGAGUUUAUUCAAAGCUUUGUCUGACUAUGAUCUAGUAGACGAGUUCUUCUACUGUUUCUCUGAUGAGGAUGUCAAUGAGAAGUGGGCAGCAAUGUUCUUUCCCUGGAAGAUCCUGAAUCAGAUGGAGACAGUGAGAGAACAGCAUUCUGAGGAUGAGGAGCGCUUCCACAAGAUCCAGUUGGUCGACCAAAACAACUUCCUGGAAAGCUUGAGCGAACUGCAGAUGGUGGUGGCUGGACUUGCUGCUCACACAAAUGUCGAGCGAGCGCACGAGGUGGCAAACAAGGUGCGGCGAGUGAGCAAGCAGCUGAAAGAGUGUGAAGAGAUGGCACAGCUUUACAACAACCGAGAACGACUUUUUGGCAAACCCCCCACUACUUACACUGAGUUACAGAGACUGAACACAGAGUUUCAGCCAUUUCAUGACAUGUGGAGGAUGGCAUCUGAUUGGCUGCUCUGGCAUGAAAGCUGGCUCAGUGACCCGCUGUCAGCCGUCAACCCCGAGCAGCUGGUGCAGAAUGUCAAUGACGCUUACCAGACGAUGCAGCAGUGCAUCCAACAGUUUAAAGACAUUCCUGCCUGUCAAGCCGUGGCAUCUGAAAUCCAGGCCAAGAUUGAAGAGUUCCGUCCCUUCAUUCCUCUGAUCCGGGGCCUGAGAAAGCUUGGCACUCGGAGCCACAACUGGGAACUUCUGUCUGAACGUAUCAACAUGGACGUGAGGCCUAAAGCAAACCUCACCUUUUCCCAUUGUCUGGAACUCGGCCUGCAAGCCCAUGUGGAGGAAAUCACCCGCGUGGCUCAGGAGGAUGGAAAAGAAUAGGAGUGCCAGGAAUAAACGUUUUGUUAAGGAGCAAUAUUUGCACCCUGGAGUUCAUUUUGAGGGGUAUAUUUUACAUAUAUGAGGGCAUAUUCUUCUAGCCUUCUAAAAUAAUACUGUAAUCCAUUUAUGUCAGAUAUCUUGUCAGUUCAGCUGAAUCAUAUCAUUGAAAUAAAUUAUCUUUCUGAGCACUCUUGUUUGUUACCUAUCAAAUUAAACCAACCUUGAAUGCAAAAAUAGUGUAAAGAUUUCAAAACAAUGUAAACCUGCUGCUUGGAUACAUCAUUAUUAGUUGGCUGGUGCUCACUGAGCCCAGAGGUGGAGCUGCACUGUGGGGCUCACUGGGCCCUGAGAUGGAGCUGCACUGUGAGGCCCACUGAGCCCAGUGGUGGAGCUGCACUGUGAGGCCCACUGAGCCCAGUGGUGGAGCUGCACUGUGAGGCCCACUGAGCCCAGUGGUGAAGCUGCACUGUGAGGCCCACUGAGCCCAGUGGUGGAGCUGCACUGCGAGGCCCACUGAUCCCAGAGAUGGAGCUAAACUCUGAGGCUCACUGAGCUCAGAGGCUGUUUCUGGUCUUGGAGUUGUUUUAUCAUAAUUUUUUUAUAUUCUGUGAACUAACCUCACAACUACAGAUCACAAUAUUGUCUACCGUGGCACUGAACUCGUAUUUAAUGUCACUAGGCCUUAAAUAGAAUAGAAUAACAAACUAUUGUAACAAUUUCAAAUGUUACAAAUUAAAACCAGUUGAGUUCAUUACAGUGGCAUCUUAUUGAGCAUUAUUUUCCUAAUAGAUGAAAGGAUGAUUUGCACAGGUACAGUAUGUCAUAUAAACGUCUGCUGAACAAUAUAGAGGAGAGGUGGUCAACAUGCCAUAUAAGGAUAUAGAUGAAGCAUCACAGCUUCUGGAAAACACUCAUACAAGGUUGAACACUUGUUUACUGUGACUGUUCUUCAUUUUCCUCUGAUCAGCUGGCUCAUGUGAUGGAGAAGUACAUGGAAGAUUAUAUCCAGCACAGCAAGACUAAGACUAUUGUGUUCAAGCCUUAACAAUUUGAACAUCAAAACUAUGUGUUCUGUGAAAGUAACCCUUCCCUGCCACCAAUGUAUGAUGGAAAAGAGUGAUGUCAUGCCUAGAACACGUGCAGCAUUCGACUCUAAUACAAACUGUCUACACACACGUCACUUUCCUAUAUAAUAUUGAUACACAGAGAAAUCAUGUGAUUCUCAGUUAUUGUGUGUCCAGAGUGCCCACAUUGUAUGUGCCAGUUACUGUAUGUUGCUGUAAUUAAUCACUAUAUUCAGCUGAAUGUGUUGAUGAGGUUGAAAACCCUGUUCACCCACGGAGAGAUGAUUA